AUGCCUGCGUCCACAGAACAAGAGGCGCGAAAUUUCAUUAAUAAGAUAAGGAAAGAAAAUGGAGGACUCACACAAGAGCAGAGGCUACGUCUUGAGAAAACAGAGCCUGAAAUAUUAGAAGUAUUUGAUAAUGUCAGACGAAAACUUGGCGCUGCCUCCAAGGCUCUUGCGACCAACUUGUAUACCAAGGACACUCGCUUUGUCUACGAGAUCAUUCAAAAUGCAGAGGACAACGAAUACAGCCGUGCGAUGGCGGAAAGAAAGAAACCGUACCUAGCUUUCAAUGUCAAUACCGACCGGAUAGUCAUAGACUCAAACGAGGAUGGGUUCACGGAGGAAAACAUCGCAGCGAUUUCAUCAAUUGGACAGAGCACAAAAUCAGUGAAGAUAGGCUACAUAGGAGAAAAGGGAAUUGGAUUUAAAUCUGUCUUCAAAGUAGCCCGGAAGGUUCAGGUUCAAUCCGGCUUAUUCUCGUUCUCCUUUGAAUAUGAACAUGGGAGUGAUGAUGAUGGACUCGGAAUGGUUACGCCUUGGCCUGAGAAUCUCGAGAACCUACCAUAUGGUGUUCGGACGCGAAUAACAUUGUUUCUCCUUCGGACUUGUGACAGGGAGAAGUUGUUUAGAGAUAUCGAGGGUCUCCCCGACACACUUCUGCUCUUCUUGCGGAAGCUAAAAAAGCUCGACGUGAAAAUAGAAAGGCAGCCUGGUCAUGUUACUGUCACCAAAUACACGUUAUCAACAAGUGGCAGUCGUUCGAAGAUUACAAGGACUAUCGACUCGACUGUCACAGACUUUCAUUUUAUCACGGCUAGAAGACUCGUCCCAAACAUGCCAUAUGAUCAUGCACGUAAGCUAAUUCUCCGGACCAAGUCCAGCAAAAAGGACGAACGAGACUGGAUCAAGCAAGCAGAAGUUGUGUUAGCCUUUCCUGUUGAUGAGAAUGAUACACCACUUAUUGAUCAACAACAGCAUGUCUACGCUUUCUUACCCCUUCGUAAAGUUGGAUUCAACUUUCUCAUCCAAUCUGACUUUAUCACUCAAGCGAGUCGUGAAGAUGUGUUCGACCGACCGUGGAACCAAAGGCUUCUUGAAGAAGCUGCGGCACUCUUCGAAGCUACGAUUUGCACCUUCAUAGGCCUCGGAACUGACCUGUCUUGGAAAUGGAUUCGUUACCUGCCUACGAAAGGAAUAGUCGACGACUUUUGGAAAAAAUUGGAGAUGUUGUUGUUCUCGCGACUGCGGAACAGGGAGGUCUUUGAUUCGUUGGGGCAGGGUCAGUUCAAGCCUACGGAUUUACGAAUACUUUCUGAGAAAUAUCUCGAUGAGAAUUCCAAGCCGCUGCUUCCCAGCCCUCCAAAGAAACGAGGAUCGUGGGCGUACUGUUCUGAUCGAUAUCAAGAAGACAUUGAUAUCCCCAUUCUCAAGCACUAUGGAGCGAAGGAUUUCGAACUUUCGGAAUUCGUCGAUCGACUAAAGUAUGAUCUUAGACGACCAGAACCUCAAAUGCAUUCCGAUGACACAACUUCCGACUGGCAUAUUAGAGUGGCUCGCGUAUUGAUCAACGCAAUCCAGUCAGGUUAUUUGCAGCAGCUUAAGACCUUCCGUCUCAUCCGAACUAUAGUGCCAACGUGGAUAGCUAUGGAUGAAGGCCCCGUUUUUCUGCCAACGUCUGGUGGUAUUGAGCUUCCCAAGGAUCUGAAACUCAGCAUUAUCGACCCCAUAUGCCUUGAGAACCCUACACGUGAGAGCUUAUAUCAUAAACUUGGGGUCGAAACAUGCCCUCCAGAACUUGUUUUUCCCAUGAUUAAGCAAAAAUACGAAGCUUCUACGACCCAAGUUUCGUGGAUUGAUCACUUGGCUCACAUCAAGUUCUUAUUCUGGCAUCGUAAUCUGCUCAUUCCUGGACAGCGCUACAUAAUGGCGUUUUCUAGAAAUCAUUACCACUUUUGGUCAGAUCAAGCCUCAAUCGGCUGGGUCUACAGGCCAGCCGCAGAAGGUGUAAACGCAGCAUGCAAGCAUCUUGCUGUUGCAGUGGACGGAGAGCUCAAAAAUAUGAUCCACAUUUUGAAUGAUUCGUACGUUAACCACUUAAGUGAUAUGCCUAGACGCAAUAAUAUAUCUGCACUCACGUGGGUGUACGAGCAUUUUGGUGCUAAAACACAGCUCCAACUCUGGAGGAGAGGCGACCUUUUGAACAGAUCUCCAGAAUUUCAAUAUAUCUUGGAUAGAAAGCCAGAGAUAUUGUUGAGUAUAUUGGAAGAUUGUUGGGCCCAAUUUCAGACAAACUGGUCCGAUACGAUUCGAGGCUGCCUCAUACCCAUACUCAAUUCUUCGAGCAAAAAACCCCUUCAGCAGACGGUGCUACCAGUGCCAAAGCUGGUCUCCAUUGUUGAUCGACUUGGGUUGCGUCAGGACUUUGGCUUUAUAAAAGAGCUUGAAGGCAUCACGGACAGUAUUGCAGGAAAAUGGUACUUUCUUGAGCAACUUGGCGUGAUCAAAGAUGAUGGAUUUAGCUUUUGGCUCGCUGUCCUCAAACAUGCGAAAAAUCUGAACAUCUCGAACAUUAACGUUGUCUCCGAAAUCUAUCGAGAACUGCAGAAUACCUGCCGUGAAGAAUUUCAAAGAAAGGAAAUAGAGCGCUGUUUUUCGAGCGACUCUCUCAUGUUUAUCCCUAGUUUCUUUGGGCAAAAGUGGACCAGCCAUAAGAAUACCUGCGUGUGGGAGGCCCCGUCCUGGUUUGUUCAUUUAUGCAGACUCAAAGAUAUUGAGCAAUACCGAGGCCUCCAGGAGCUUUUUUGUCACAUUCUUGACAUUCCUAACGCUGGUCUAGACGAUUUUCUCGACAAUGUUCUCUCUCUCCAGAGAGGAGUGAUUACCGCCGACUUCGCUAAUCGCGUUCAUCGGGAAGACCUAUCGAAUCUCUAUAAGGAGCUAAGUACUUAUCGCAAUCAAGCAGACUGUAUGACAAUUCGCAACCGCUUUCAAAGUGAACGACUUAUUUAUCACCCCCAAGUUAACUCAUGGCAUAGCCCAACAGAUUGUGUUUGGGCUGAAGAUCACAUUAAGCUACAAGGAAAAGUUUCCAUCGCUACCGAAUACAAGGAAUCUGAAUAUCUGUUUGUGGAAAUAUUGAAUAUUGUGGAGCCUACUUUGGAAAUGCACGUGCGAGCGUUGGCAGAUAAAGCACUAUUACCACGAGCCAAAAAAGAGAUGUUCCAUGAAAUGCGACUAAUCUGCGCCUUCGAUCCGAAACCCGAUCAGCUCGAGUCUUUGCGGAACGCCCUUUGUCUACCAAUACGCACAGUUGACAAGAGGCUCGAGUGGGUUCGUCCCUCGUUCGAAGACUUCGUUAUUGUCGAUCGCAAAGAGUACGGUGACAUGUUCGAAGGCAAGGUCAACGUUCUCGACUUCAGUCUUGAAGAAGUGCAUCAGUUGAGGACUUUCUUGAUCGCACUAGAUCUUGGAAGACGCUUCAUGUCCGAGGCAGUCGAGGAGAAAACUCGUGUUUCCGGUGAAUUGCGAUUAGACAAUGAUCUAACGAGAGAGAUGCAGAGAAAGGCGUACGCUAUUUGCCGGUAUGCUGCACAUUUGCACAGUCCAGAAGCAAAAGAUCGUACAGAGUCAACGUUGUCGAUGCUACAAACGCUUACGGUAUUCAGAAGCGACCGAAUUUCAAAGGUCGUGACAAUAUCACAAAGUGGUGGACCGAUAUCAGUAUAUGGAGAGUCGGCUCUGUUUCACAUUCAGAGUGUAGAGAACAAACUCAUACUCUAUGUGCCUGCCAAUGAGCGCGAAAGAUACGUAUGCAAAUGUCGGGCUUUCCCUCAAGGGUUGCUGGCGUAUUUGGGUGUCGCGAAGCAUUCAGAAUCGGCUUUCCUCACUCAGAUCAUUGACGCACCGACCCUGGACACGGUUGAUUUCAUGCUCGUGGAUGCCGGGAUCAUCUCUCUUCCAAAUGACUCUGCUUCUGCGCCAAAAGAGAACAAGAUUGCAACGCCAACCAAAGGAUAUAUCCGUCGGACUGAGAAGACUAAAACGGUUGUCUUUGGCUCUCGCGUGACCGAAAGCGCCGAGUUGUUUCAAUUUGGCUAUCAAACUCCCAGAAGCCCAAGUCUAUCGCCUGUUUAUGGUUCGGCUGCUCCGCCGUCCGCUCUUCCACGUAUUGAAAGAGGAGUUACAGCUCACAGUAGCGAGCAGAUCGAAUCUUUGACUUCAGCAUUAUCGAUAUUUAAUCUAUCACCGCUGCACGACGAAGCGAAUGAAAAAUACAAGAUUUUACUAGACUUUGUCAUCAGAGGUGCUCAAUCUCUAGAUACCAUACCAAAUAAGCAUCAAGUCUCGGUAAUCCCGAAUUAUGUCGAACGUCGUCAAGACCUGAAUGAUGUCUGGUUCCUACACCAGGCUGAGGGAGAGAGAAGUUUCAAAAUAGGUGCGGCCGGUGAGCUUUUUGUUUUUGAACUGCUAAUGAGACUUCGUUUACCGGGCUUCUGUCGCGACAACUGGCAAAGCAAGCUCCGGCAAAAAAUCAGCGUACAUGACUCCUAUUCCGACAUGAUGCCGUGGACAGGAACGGAGAGCUCCGACAUUGUUUAUAACGAUGGGGAAGGCGCUCUCACUAACUUGCUUAUCGACCGUGGUUACUUAGAUGUGCGACUUUGGAGAGGUGGGCGUCCAAGGUAUCACAUCGAGGUCAAAGCGACUAUAGGCGAGAACGAAACGCCGUUCUACGUGAGCCAAAGUCAGUUCACAAUGAUGGAGGACAUGAUGUUGCCUGAGAACGAUUCCAGCGAAACAAUAUACCUCAUCGCGAGAGUCUUUUGGCUUGGGAGCAGAGGUAUGGGGAUCAAACUCUAUGUUGAUCCCGCUCGAUUGCGUCUAAAGCGAGAGCUCGAGUUCAAAACGGAUAUGUUUGAGGUGACACCUGCCCUUCUAGCUCAAGCAUAAAAAGUGCAAGCUAUAUGCAAUGCGGGAUGCCGACGAAAAGGGCCUGGUUGAACUUGUAUUAUC
Messenger RNA from Verruconis gallopava, 5007 nucleotides. RefSeq lists its product as uncharacterized. The transcript is spliced from 8 exons. NCBI's taxonomy places the organism in Eukaryota, Fungi, Ascomycota, Dothideomycetes, Venturiales, Sympoventuriaceae. The record is from RefSeq and is a predicted model, not a curated record. Bases 1 to 4944 code for a protein of 1647 amino acids.